This is a messenger RNA of Ziziphus jujuba (common jujube), 3265 nucleotides long. RefSeq names its product protein NPG1. Lineage: Eukaryota; Viridiplantae; Streptophyta; Magnoliopsida; Rosales; Rhamnaceae. The record is from RefSeq and is a predicted model, not a curated record. Bases 654 to 2729 code for a protein of 691 amino acids. Gene Ontology annotation, molecular function: protein binding. The transcript is spliced from 6 exons.
UUGUAAUAUGAUGAGUUUGGAUCUAGAAAGUCACAUCUUUUCCCUGCAUUUUGGUUCCUGUAAAAAGUUAGUUAUAAAUUAUGUAACUUUUUGAGUAUCUGAGGAGGAAAAAAAAAAAAAAAAAUUUGAUCAUCAAUUCGCUGUGCUGAACAUUAUGGAAAACCUAUGACAGACCACCAAUCAAGUUUGAUACAUAAAAAUAUAAUUAGCUUACUUGAUCUUCAAUGAGUAGUUAAAAAUCAGACAGAAGGAAGCUUUAGAUUCAAUAACUUUUUCAACUAGUGUUUUGUUUGAUGAUUAAUCAAAUGUCUUUUUAUGCUUCCUAUGAUAAGGAAAAAAGGAUUCUCUGUUCUGUCCUUUUUGUUUCCUUGGAAAUUUCGGUUUGUUUUCCUUUUUUUGGAGAUGCAUCUUUUAGUUUCUAGCUUGGUUCAAGUUUAAUUGUUUAUGUGAUUUUAUUAUUAUGUUGUGAGAGCUUACAGUUAAUGACAUUAUAUGUUCGGCUGCGCGGUUUAACACUUUUAUGGAACGGAUUGUUCAGGCAAAAAGGGGAUCCUCAUGGCGGUAAAAAUGACAAGAGAUAGAAGUAUAAAGAAAGGGGGAUAAAAUAAAUUUUAUGAAGAGAGGUGUAGAAACAGACUAUAAGAAGCCAAUCUAUGGAGUCCGGAGAGGAAGUGUUUCGGGAAUUUUCUGCAAAUGGGAUUUUUAUGAAAACAACUGAAGUUGAGGCCAAGCUUGAUGAAGGAAAUAUUCAAGAGGCAGAAUCAUCAUUGCGAGAAGGCUUAUCACUCAAUUUUGAGGAAGCAAGAGCUCUUCUUGGAAAAUUGGAGUAUCAAAGAGGCAAUGUAGAAGGUGCUCUUCGUGUGUUCGAUGGUAUUGACCUCCAAACUGCUAUACAGCGGUUGCAACCUUCUAUUGUGGAAAAGCCACCUUCUAAAAAGGGACGGCCUCGUCCUGAAUCACAACAUGCAGUCUCACAGCAUGCAGCUAGUCUUGUUCUUGAAGCCAUAUACUUAAAAGCCAAGUCUCUUCAAAAGCUUGGGAGAUUAACUGAGGCUGCUGAAGAAUGUGAAAAUGUGCUUAAUGCUGUUGAAAAGAUAUUUCAUCAGGGUAUAUCUGAUGCACAAGUGGAUAACAGAUUGCAAGACACAGUAAGUCAGGCUGUAGAGCUACUUCCAGAGCUUUGGAUGCAAGCUGGUUGCUAUAAUGAAGCAAUAUCUGCUUAUAGACGCUCCCUCCUCCGUCACUGGAACCUUGAUAAUGACUGCUGCACAAGAAUACAGAAAUCUUUCGCAGUGUUUUUACUAUACAGUGGAGUGGAAGCUGGUCCACCUAGUUUGGGUGUCCAGAUAGACAGUUCAUAUGUGCCUAAAAAUAAUCUGGAAGAAGCAAUUCUGCUUUUGAUGAUUCUUAUGAGGAAAGUUAUCCUUGGUAAGACCCAAUGGGAUCCAUCAGUGAUGGAUCACUUAACAUUUGCACUAUCUUUAUGCAAUCAAACUUUCGUUUUAGCAAAGCAAUUUGAGGAGAUAAUGCCUGGACUGUGUCCUCGUGUUGACCGUUGGAAUUCCUUAGCUCUUUGCUAUAGUGGAGCAGGACAAAACAAAGCUGCCUUAAACCUACUGAGGAAGUCUUUGCACAAGCAUGAACUACCUAAUGACCUUAUGGCAUUGUUAUUGGCUGCCAAGAUCUGCAGUGAGGAUUGCUAUAAUGCUUCUGAGGGAGUGGAAUAUGCACGGAGGGCAAUCAGUAAUGCUAAGGGAUUAAAUGAGCAUUUAAAGGGUUUGUCCCUCCGAAUGCUUGGUCUUUGUUUGGGAAAGCAAGCUAAAGUUGCCUCCUCUGACUUUGAGAGGUCUCGUCUUCAGUCUGAAGCAUUGAAAUCAUUAGAUGAGGCAAUUGCUUUAGAGCCAAACAAUUCAGAUUUAGUUUUUGACUUGGGAGUUCAAUAUGCAGAGCACCGAAAUCUGAAUGCUGCUUUGCGCUUUGCAAAGCAAUAUAUUGAUGAGACUGGGGGCUCUUUAUUAAAAGGUUGGAGAUUACUUGCUCUGGUUUUGUCCGCUCAGCAGAGAUUUUCAGAGGCUGAAGUUGUCACUGAUGCUGCUCUAGAUGAGACAGCAAAAUGGGAUCAAGGACCACUUCUCAGGCUCAAAGCAAAGCUGAAGAUCUCCAGAUCAUUACCCAUGGAAGCUAUUGAAACUUAUCGUUAUCUACUUGCUUUGGUUCAGGCCCAAAAGAAAUCUUUUGGACCUUUCAAAGUUAUUCCACAGAUUGAGGAUGAUAAAGUUGAUGAAUAUGAAGUUUGGCAUGGUUUGGCAAAUUUAUACUCUAGCCUUUCACACUGGAAGGAUGCAGAGAUAUGUUUGGCAAAAGCCAGGCAGCUUAAACGGUUCUCAGCGGAAGCACUUCACACAGAAGGUACAAUGUUGGAAGGACGGGGAGACGUUCAAGAUGCUUUAGUUUCUUAUAUAAAUGCCCUUCUAGUAGAACCCUGUUAUGUUCCUUGCAAGAUCUUAAUUGGUGCUUUGAUGUCAAAGAUGAGCCCAAAGGUACUGCCUGUGGCAAGAAGUGUACUUUCAGAUGCAUUAAGGUUGGAUCCUACAAAUCGCAGAGCUUGGUAUUACUUGGGGUUGGUUCACAGGGAUGAUGGACGAAUGGCGGAUGCUACAGACUGCUUCCAGGCAGCUUCCAUGCUCGAAGAAUCUGAUCCCAUCGAGAGCUUCAGCUCUCUUCAUUGACUGCUUCUCUAGGUUGAAAGAUUCAAAUCCAUAUGGUAUCUAUAUACCAUCUGUAUCCAUCAUGUUUCUAACUUUUUUUUUACAGCCAAAACAAAUUUUUUUUUUCUUUUUUUUUUGGUAACCAAUAUAGCAAAAGACUUCAAGUGACGCAUCUGUGAGUGACUUGGAAUCAAUUCCAUGAUUGUGAGAAAGGAACAGAGAAUCAGCUGAAGGGCUACUUUGUUAUUUUAACAUAUUCUAGGAAAAUAAGCAAAGAAAGGCAAUAGAAGCUAACUUCGAGUAUAAAUGGAUGAAUUGAAUGGAACUUAGACUGUGUAAUUGUUUUCCCAUUUUUUUAAUUUUUGGGUGGAUGAAGGGUUCAAGAGGUUUUACCCGUGGAGAAUUGAACAACGUAGUGGUUAAAUUGUGUAAAUAAUUGUUGUUUAGCAGGACAAUUCUUUUGGAAGAGGAAUUAUAUUUAUUUUUUUCAUGUACUUGAAAUCUCAAUUAUUCUGUUUGUGGUGGCGGCAGUAAUAAUAUUUACUUUUUAUAUAUUA